Messenger RNA from Plasmodium reichenowi, 5301 nucleotides. RefSeq names its product sentrin-specific protease 2, putative. The transcript has 3 exons. NCBI's taxonomy places the organism in Eukaryota, Apicomplexa, Aconoidasida, Haemosporida, Plasmodiidae. The coding region runs from base 1 to 5301 and encodes 1766 amino acids. The record is from RefSeq and is a predicted model, not a curated record. Gene Ontology annotation, molecular function: cysteine-type peptidase activity. Gene Ontology annotation, biological process: proteolysis.
AUGAAAAGUAGUAAUAACAAAGAAUGUCAAUUUAAAGAUAUACAUAAUAAAAAAAGCUCGAAAUACUUAGAUAAGAAAAAUAUUAAACAAGACCAAUGUGUAAAUAAUUUAUGUGAGAUAUUAUCAUCAGAUGAUAACAGCGAAGAAUGUCAUAACAAAAUAAACGAUAAUUUUAUUAUUGUGGAACUUAUUUCUUAUUUAUGUGGAAAUUCAAAAAUUAUUUCAUUUUAUCCAAGUACUAAUAUAAAAAAUUCUGGUCAGAAUAAAUAUCUCUAUCAUUUUUAUAAAAAAAAAAAAGCAAAACUAUAUUUAUGCUUAAAUAAAAAAAACGAUGAAAUAUUCAUAUAUCAAGUUCAGUGUAAAUAUACCAAAAAAAAAAAAAAAAAAAAUGACACCGACGGUGAUGAUAACAAUAUAAAUAAUAGCAAAACAAAAAGUAAAGACAAUCAUUGUAUAAAUAAUAAUGUAGCACAUUGUUUAGAUAUAGCGGUGAAUAACAACGAACGAAAUGUAAAAAUAAAAAUGGAAAAUAAUCUAGAAAGGAAUAUAGAAAAUCAUAUGGAAAAUCAUAUAGAAAAUCAUAUAGAAAAUCAUAUGGAAAAUCAUAUAGAAAAUCAUAUAGAAAAUCACAUGGAAGACCACAUAAAAAAACAUGAAAAUAAACAUAUUUAUCAUUCUUAUAAUUAUCCUCAAAGUAAUACAAUUCAUGAAUAUCUAUCCUCAUCCUCAUCCAAAGAUAUAAAAACAAACCAUAAUAUAGAAAAAAAACAAUGUAACAUAGAAGAUAAUUAUCAUAACUAUAAUUAUAAAAAAAAAAUAUUCAUUAAAAAAUUAUUUGAUAGCAUUAAUUGUUCAUAUGAUCUCUCAAAUAUUGAAUAUACUAAAUUACAAACAACAGAUGAUAAAACUUUAAAUUCAUUGAAACUUAUAUUACGGCAAAAAAUUAAUAAAACACAAAAUACAAUAAAAACAGAACAACAAACAUAUGAACAAAAAUCUGAUAUUAAUCAUGAUUCAAAUAGUGGUCAUCAACAAAUAAAUAAUUUUAUUGUAAACACAAAUAGUACACAUACUCAAUAUUCUUUGAAAAAUAAUUUCAAUAAAAAUUACCUGACUUGUUCAGAAAAUAAUAAGGACAAAAAUAUAUGUAAGGAUGAAGAGAGAAAAAUUGCGAAUGAUAAUAAAACAGAUGAUAACGAAAUGAAAACCUUAUUUCUUUAUUUUAAUGAGCCAGCAAAUAUAUAUAUGAAUCAGUUUUCGCACAUUGACCAAAGCAAAGAACAAAAUAACGUGAAACAAAUAUCAGGGUUUUUAAAAGAUAUAAGGCGCCACUAUAUACAAAAGGAACUGAGCAAAAUAUGUAAAAGUAACAAAUAUAAAUCAAUAAUUCACAAAAUGAAAAAGGACGAUUUUUUUGUUAAUUUUUUGGAAGAUUACGAAAGUGAUAUAAGUAUAUGUAGUAAUGAUCUUCAAUUUAGCGAUUCAGAAGUUAUAACUAAUGAUCGAGAAAUAUAUAUAAAAGAGGAGAAAAAAAAAAAAAAAAGGAACGUACUCACAAGAAAUAAUUUAAAAAUAAAAUGGAUUUUAUUAAAUUUAAAUUUGAAAAAUGAUGACGAAGCAUUAAUAAAAAAAUAUGUUAUAUGUAAAAAAGAAAAAAUUCAGAAAUUUAAAAAAUCGAAUUAUCUUUCAAAUGAAAUAUAUAAUUCUUUUUAUAAUAAUAAAAAAGAAAAUGAAAAAUAUGUAAUAAAAAAUAAAGAUUCUAUAACAAAUGAAUGUGUUACAUAUGCUGAAGAUAAAAACGUAUCUUUCGAUAAAUCAUAUAUUAAUAAUACAUCUUCAAAUAAAUCUUCUAGUAAGAAAUCAUAUUCAAAUGAAUCUUGUAGUUAUCAAUCUUAUACUGAUGAUGACCAACCAUACAUUUCUAAUUCUCAUGAUAAAGAAAAAAAGCAGGAAUGUUAUAACAAAAUGAAAAUAUCACAUAAUAAUAAUAAUAUGAAUAAUAUGAAUAAUACGAAUAAUACGAAUAAUAUAAAUAAUAUCAAUAAUAAUAAUACACAGAAUGAUGAAUUAGGUGCAAAUGAUAUAAGCCCAAUUUUUAAUUUAGCUUUGUCUGAUAAUUCAAAAGAUAAAGAAGAAAUACAAAAAGAAACUAAUGAAAAUAUUAUACAUGACAAAAGAAAUAUGAGGAAAACAAAUCAACAAGAUAAUAACCAAAUAGAUUUUUCUACAAAUAAUUUAUCAUAUUGUCAAAUUGAUAAUAAUACUAAUAAGAAUUCUACAUUUAUUUAUAAUGGUCAAAUGUAUAUUUCAAAAGAUAUAAAUCAGGAAGUGUAUAAUGAAGAGGUAAACAUAAAUAUUAAUAGAAAAAAUAAUAACAUAAACAAUAUAUAUGAUCGUGAUAAUAAUACAAAUGAGGAAAAAGCAUAUCCUCCUAUAUCUGACGCUUCUUCAUCCUACUCAUAUAUAGAAGAAAAAAAUGAUCAUCAUGUAAACGCUGAAAAAGAAAUUUAUAUAAGUGACACUUUAGAUAUGAAAAAUGCUAGAAAACGAAAAAUAUAUAAUGUCCAGAAUUAUUCUGAUACUCAAAAUGAAGACAAAAAAAUGAUGUAUGGGAAAAAUGAUAGCAGUGAAGAUUCGGUUAUUUAUAUGAACAAUGAUGAUAAUGAGGAUGGUAAUAAAGAUGAUGAUGAUGAUAAUAACCCUUAUGAUGAUAGUAAAAAAUAUAUGUAUAACCCCCAAUUAGAUAACAAACAAAGUGAUUCUAUUUCUAUUGGAAACACCGAAUCUAUAAAUGAAGAAAACAUAAGUAUAAAAGGAAGUGACCCCGGAAAGGUCAGGAAUUAUGUAAUAAAUAAACAAAGUUUAAAUAUCGAUUAUGUUGUUACUAAUAAGAAAAUAUCCAAUAAUAAUAAUAAUAAUAAUAAUAAAAUUAAUUUGUGUAAUAAUAGUAUUUACAAUAACCCUUGUAAUGAAUAUUCAAUAAACCUAAAACAUCAUAGUAAUGAAAAAAUCACAUCAAAAGAUAAAAGUAAUGAUAAAGAUCUAAUAAUUAAUCAUCACCAAAUUAAUCAAAGUAGUAAUAAAGAAUACAAUCCAAAUAAAUCAACAAUACAUAAAAACCACAAUACAAAUGUUGUAUAUAAUAUAAAUUCUUCUGCAACAAGAUAUUUUCUUAAUCAUAAAGUUAAUACCUUAUAUGAUAUUGUAAAAGUUAUUUAUUAUAAUUAUCGAAAUUUUAAAUAUACAGAAAAAUUAAAAUUUUAUAUAACGACCUUUUUAAAUUUUUCUAAAAUAGAAAAAGCUAAAUUAGAAUUUAUGGAAAAAGAAAAACAACUAGAUACAGAAAUACUAAAACAUUACAUAAAUCAAAAAAUAUGUAACAAACAAAAUGUAUGGAAUUUAAAUAAUUAUAUUAUAGAUAAUGAUAAUAUUUUUAGAUUAAAUAAGUCUAAAUAUAUUGAUGAUUCUAUAAUAGAUUUUUUUAAUAAUUAUAUUUCUUCAUUUAUUCUAAAUAUCAAUAAAAAUUUAAACGAUACAUAUAUUUUUAAUACUUUUUUUUAUAAAAAAUUAGAAUUAUAUGACGAUGUUCUAAAAGCUUAUGUUAAUACUACUAGAUGGAUUAAAAAAUUAAACAAAAAAAUUUAUGAAUACACAUAUGUAUUUAUUCCAGUAAAUAUUGAAAAUACGCAUUGGUCUUUGGUUCUUAUAUAUUUUCCUUUUAACGAUGACGAAAAUAAAAAACGUGAUAGUCUACACCUUUUAUCAUGUUCCAAUAUCACGAAACAAACAAUAAAUGAAAAUCGAAUGCACUCUGGUAAUAAUGAAGAAAAAGAAAAGGAAGAACAAGAACAAAAGGAAGAACAAGAACAAAAGGAAGAACAAGAACAAAAGCAAGAACACAAACAAAAACAAGAACACAAACACAAACACAAACAAAAACACGAACACAAACACAAACAAAAACACGAACACAAACACAAACACAAACACAAACAAAACUGCUACGCUGAUGAAAAGAAUAAUGAUAGUUGUAUCAUUUUAGAUAAGGAGGGGGAAAAAAAAAAUUCAUCUGACAAAAAACAAUCAAAUGAAAUUUCUCUAAAAGGUACAAAUAAAAAUUCUAAAAAUAAAGAAAAAGGAAAUUUUAAAUCAAAGUGGUAUAUCAAGUUAAGGAACAGAUCAUACGAUUCAUACUUUUUUAACAGAUAUUUUAUAAAUGCAGAUAAAUUUAAUUAUGAUAUAAGAAAGGAUCGUUUCCAAAUUAUAGAUAAGAAUAUUAAUAAUGAAAUACAAAACGAUAUUUUCUGUAAUAAUCGUUUAAGUUCUAGUGACCCAGAUGAAUAUACUUUUUUAUAUUCCCAAGGAAAUUCUUGGAUUAAAAGAAAAGGAAAAGGCUCUUCAAUAAAUAGUAAUAAUGAUUACAGUGAUGAUAAUGAUUACAGUGAUAAUAUUGAUUACAGUGAUAAUAUUGAUUACAGUGAUAAUAUUGAUUACAGUAAUAAUAUUGAUGAUAGUAAUAAUAUUGAUGAUAGUAAUAAUAUUGAUGAUAGUAAUAAUAUUGAUGAUAGUAAUAAUAUUGAUGAUAAUAAUAAUAAUAAUAUGAAUCAUUUCCAUAAUAAGAUUAAUAGUUUAAAUAAUAAUUCUAUAAAAAACAAAAUGAAAGAGCUAAAAGAAGAAAAAUCAAAUAAACAGAACAAGGUAGCAUAUAUGAUAUACCUAGAUUCUUUAUUUCCAUCUGUUAAAGGAAAUAAAAUUUUAGAAAAAAUAAAAAAAUAUAUUGAACAUAUAUAUUAUUCAGAUUAUAUGAAUAUUAAUAAUAAAAUAGAAAUGAAACAUAACAAAAUAGAUAAUGAUAUUCCAAAAAUUGUUUUUAAAUUUAUAUAUCCUAAAGUUCUUCCUAAGCAAAAUAAUAGUUAUGAUUGUGGAAUAUAUAUUAUACAAUUUAUUUUGCAUUUAUGUUUGAAUAAACAUUUAGUAGAACGAGAUUUGAUAAAUCCUUAUGAGGAUAAAUUAAAUAAUAAUGACCUUUAUCAUAACAAAUCUAUUUUUACUACAUCUAAUAAAAUUUCGCAACAUAAUCAUAGUAAUAAUUAUGUUUAUUCAAGGCUUAGAUCCAAUAGACCUGCCCCGUGGUUUGGUCAAAGGGACAUAAAUAUAAAGAGAAAGCAAAUGAAGAAGAUGCUCUUAUAUAUGAAAGACGUUAUAAAUUGGAAAUCUCCAAACCAUAUCGAAGUUUUGAAUUUAUUAUUUUUAAUGAAUGACGAUAAUCAAAUUAAAAAGGACAAAUAUAUAGCCACUUAA